AUGGACGAGAGAUGGAUUGCUGCUGCUGUGAUAUUCCUGAUGUCACUACAUGGAUUGAUUCUCAAUAUGACUGUAGCUAUUUUUGCUAGCAGAGUGACUUCUCUGAAAAAUGCAUUCGGUCGGCUUUCAGUCAGCCAAGCCGCUGGGGAAGCUGUGUUUUGUUCCAUGUACAUUUUCUAUUACACAUUAAUGGUCUUCUUUGACAUUUCUGCGAUGAUGGACAAGUCAAACUACGCCGGAGUUAUUCUUAGUGCCACUUAUAGCAUCUGCAGUCUAUCCCACCUUCUCAUUGCCUUGAAUAGAUUGUGUGCUAUAUGCGCACCAACGCGCUAUGAUAUUAUUUUCAGUGUCUCUAACACCAAUGCUAUGGUGAUUGUUACUUGGACGGUGGCAGCACUCUCGACCGUCUUCAUAAACUCAUACAGUGGUUGCUCAUUUAUGUACAAAGAUGAAUUUUAUACGUUCACUUUUGUUUCAAAUGAGCGAACAUUCUGCUUUGAAGCUCGUAAUCUCUACUCUUCCAAAGACUUCACCAUCCUAGCCUUAACGUUAUUGUUUGACUUAGCAACUAUAAUAGCAGUGAGACGCACUGCAAAAGCAACGAAAAAUAUGAGUGGCGAAGUUUAUGCGAACCAUUUGAUGGAACUCAAACUAUUGAAGCAGGCUGUAGCCCAAGCUGCAGCUUUUGCGGUGCAAAUCUCGUGCGUAGCAUUUUUCUCCAUGGUAUCUGAUAGCAAAUGGAUGAUAUGGGCGUUUACAGCUGUCGCAUGGAAUCUGCUGCACUUGAUUGAUCCAGUUAUCAUCAUAGCAUUCAACAAAGAAUUUCGACGGUUGAUCCUCUCAUUAUUGAAGCUGUCGCCGUCAAAGCCCAGAAAAUCCCACACUGUCUUUCAUACGCGACCACUACGUUCUGCUACUCCACUUACUACAGCAUCAGCGUAUCUUUGA
Molecule: messenger RNA, 948 nt
Organism: Cylicocyclus nassatus
Lineage: Eukaryota; Metazoa; Nematoda; Chromadorea; Rhabditida; Strongylidae
Source: the annotation of a GenBank genome assembly